AUGCGUCAUAAUCGACUGUUUAAUCCAAUCAGACCUCUACGCUGGUCAUUCCCACCUCGCCGCAAUUAUCACACCAAUCCGUCCUACUUUUCGGCCAUGGACUCUACGAAUCCGCAGCACAAGAGACCAAAGAAGCUGAUAUUUGCCCCCGGCGACAUCGAAGCGACCCCCGAGACCCAAACACCCCGUGCCGGAGAACCCCUCAUCCCAGCGUCGGCUCUCCCUCCACGGGUCGUCGCAGAAGCCCUCAGAUCUGAUACAAUGACCCCAAACACCGAACUAGAUAAUAAAGUUCUGUCGCAUCCCGCCCGUGCUCACCAGUUCGUGCGCAAUCCUCCAUUGACCAUCUCCCAACUGCACCCAACGAACCCCCUCUACCAGUUUCAUGCGUGGUUCCGCGACCCCCGGCUAGAGCGCUCGUCAGCGCCGGAGACGUGCACGCUAGCUACCGCCUCUCUGCCAACAGGACGCGUGAGUGCUCGCGUUGUGUACCUCAAGGAGCUUGAUGAGAGAGGCUGGACGGUAUACAGCAAUUGGGGGAGUCGGGAGGGGAAAGGCGGACAGGUUUUUGGAUCGAGCAUUGGCCAAAACGGCGAUAGUGGUUUCCCUGACUCUAUGCCUUCCGGGGUGGAUGAGCCGCUUGUCCAAGACCUGGAGUUAAAGGAGCAUGGGAACAAGUGGGCUGCUCUGACAUUCUGCUGGUCGGUGUUGGAGCGCCAGGUUCGUAUUGAAGGCAAGGUUGAGCCGCUAAGUCGCGAAGAGAGCGAGAUGUAUUGGCGGACACGGGAGCGCGGAAGCCAGAUCGGCGCCUGGGCUAGUUGGCAAAGCAAGGUGCUUUGGUCCGCUGAGUCGGGUACUCUUGUGAGCAGACGACGUAAGAGCUUCGGGCCCGGGGAGGACUCUGGCUCAAUUAUUUACCCUGAUAUUCCGCAUGAUGUGAACGAAACGGAUAUUGACGAUGGGCGUGCGCUGCUGGAGAAGCGGGUGCAGGAAAUGGAGGCCCGGUUUGCUGAUACAAAGGAUAUCCCCCUCCCUCCGUUCUGGGGAGGCGUGCGUUUGAUCCCGGAGUCGGUGGAGUUCUGGCAGGGUCGCCGCAGUCGUCUACAUGAUCGGUUCCGAUAUGUUCGGAUUCAUGGGACAGAUGAGUCGUCGUAUAAAUGGCGGAUUGAGCGACUUUCGCCUUAG
Molecule: messenger RNA, 1185 nt
Organism: Aspergillus nidulans FGSC A4
Lineage: Eukaryota; Fungi; Ascomycota; Eurotiomycetes; Eurotiales; Aspergillaceae
Product: pyridoxamine-phosphate oxidase PDX3
Exons: 2
Coding region: 1-1185 (394 amino acids)
Biological process (GO): vitamin B6 metabolic process; pyridoxine biosynthetic process
Molecular function (GO): oxidoreductase activity, acting on the CH-NH2 group of donors; FMN binding; pyridoxamine phosphate oxidase activity
Source: RefSeq, a predicted model, not a curated record